Dendronephthya gigantea is the source of this 1260-nucleotide messenger RNA. Its product is annotated as chromodomain Y-like protein 2. The record is from RefSeq and is a predicted model, not a curated record. Gene Ontology annotation, molecular function: chromatin binding. NCBI's taxonomy places the organism in Eukaryota, Metazoa, Cnidaria, Anthozoa, Malacalcyonacea, Nephtheidae. Bases 75 to 617 code for a protein of 180 amino acids. Gene Ontology annotation, biological process: negative regulation of transcription by RNA polymerase II; chromatin organization. The transcript has 4 exons. Gene Ontology annotation, cellular component: pericentric heterochromatin.
CUUUAUUGUUUAUUCGAAAACCCUCCUCAAAAAUUUGUGGAUAUUUAGCUAUAAAAAGCACUAAGAUUUUCAGAAUGGCCAAGAUUCCCGAAGAUGGAAAGCAUGAUCCCGAUGAUCAGAUAUUUGAGGUUGAGAAGAUUUUAUCAAAACGUAAAAAGCGAGGCAAAGUGGAAUUCCUUGUCCAAUGGAGAGGUUAUGGCCCAGAGGAGGACUCUUGGGAGCCAGAAGAAAAUUUAUUUGACUGUUUAACUGCUAUUGAGGCCUUCAACAAGGAAAUGAAAAAAGGCAAAUCUAAAACAAGGCAAAGUCGUGUGGAUGACUAUUUGCAGAACUCGCGUAAACCAAUAUCUUCGGGCCCCUCACAAGAAGAGGAUCUCACUAAAUAUCAAAUUUUACACAAAAUAUCAUCCCCACCUAUAUCACCACACAUAGCUACCAAGAGAAGAAGACAACCAGAAAUUAAGCCUGCUGAAGAUGAGAAACCAGAGAGAAGAAAUAUAAAGGCUCCAAAAGAGAAAUCUUUUUUAAAAAUAUUAGCAGCAGUUACCUUGUUUGUACUGCUUAUUUUAGCAAUUGUGCAACCUGUAGGAAUUAUUAGUAAAUUAAAGAGCGCUUAGUCAUAGACAUAGGUUUAGUUAAGAUGUGUUGUGGUGACGCUAUGCAGCUAACUGAAAGUGAUUCUUAUAAAAUGCCCUCCAGCUUUAUAAUGCAGGCUGGGUAUCAAGUGUGUCCAGUUUCAUACUGCGGUCUGUGAUUCACUUGCGCCCGUAUUGUUGGAACUGGACAAAUAUACUUGUACCCAGGGGACAUAGAAACUUACAUAUUGAAAUCAUGUGUCUAAGAGUAUAAAAUUUCACAUGUUGAAGUAUGGUCACAACUCGAGUUGCGCUGAAGGUGACCAGUAUUAGUAAAAUUUACUAAUUGUUUAGGAUGGGUGCCUGACCAGCGGUAUUGGGGCCGUUUUAACUGGAUACCCCUGCCUCUUACCCAGGCGCUUUAUAUUGCAAUGCUAAAAAGCCUUUGUAAAAAGCCUAAAUAUGAAAGCGCUGGGUACGAGGCAUAUGGGUGACAAUGAACUUUCUGUUUCUAGGGACAAGGGCGACGUCGGGGUUUACAAAGUUAUUUAAUACAUUCAUAUAACCAUGUAGCUUUAAAUGUAGCUUUACUUAGCCGUAGAACUAUUUUAAAUUUUUUAUGUAAGGGUGGUAUUAAUAAUAUAUUUAUUGUGCAAGUCGAACACUUUCACGUGAUUCGAGUCAG